This is a messenger RNA of Trematosphaeria pertusa, 1361 nucleotides long. RefSeq names its product tryptophan synthase beta subunit-like PLP-dependent enzyme. Bases 160 to 1245 code for a protein of 361 amino acids. Lineage: Eukaryota; Fungi; Ascomycota; Dothideomycetes; Pleosporales; Trematosphaeriaceae. The record is from RefSeq and is a predicted model, not a curated record. The transcript has 2 exons.
UUCUAACGGUCCGCUGUAGUAGGAGCUCUAAAAGUUUAGGGAACAAUGAAGAGACAAAAGUAUACGAAGUUGCGAUAGGCCACCCUAAAGUCCUCCUGUCUCUCAUCUGACUGUCGCCUCGUUCAAGCGGACUCCCUUUCUUUUCUCUCAUCCUCCAUCAUGUUCUUCAACCCCUCAGCCAGUUCAUGGAGGCAUGAGGGAUCAAUCGCUGAUUCAGAGGUUGAGAAAUUCCAUCGCCGCCUUCCAGACUACAACAUCACCCCGCUUGUCCCACUUCCCGGCUUAGCGAAAGAGCUCGGACUGGGGCAUGUUCUUCUGAAGGAUGAAUCCAAUCGAUUUGGAUUACCAGCUUUCAAGAUUCUCGGUGCUUCAUGGGCCACAUACAAGACAAUAGCCACAAAGUACAACCUUCCUAUACCCGUUUCACUCGAGGAGUUAGGAGCAUCGGCGAGAGGGCAUGGCCUGAAGCUUGUAACAUGCACGGAGGGUAAUUGGGGAAGAGCAGUUGCGAGAAUGGCGAAGUACCUCCGGAUUCCUUCCACUAUUUUCGUGCCCGAGUUCAUGGAUCAGGCUACACAAGACAAAAUAACAAGCGAAGGGGCAAGAGUGGUUGUUGUUGAUGGAGACUACGACAAGUCUAUUCAAGUAGCCAGAAAAGAGGCGGAAAGUGAUAAUAGUCUGCUGGUGAUGGACGUCUCAUGGGAGGGCUAUGAAGAAAUACCACAGUGGGUGGUCGAAGGAUAUACCACCAUGCUCAGUGAGACCGAUCAGCGACUGCAAGAGUUGGGCAUAGGUCCAGUAACCCAUGCCUUUGCCUCCGUUGGCGUCGGCUCCUGGGCGCAAGCAGUUGCGAUGCAUUACAAGUCCAAGAAUCCGGGCUCAUCCGUGGUGGCAGUAGAACCGGAAACAGCAGCUUGCCUAAAAGCUAGCCUAGAAGCUGGGAAGAUAACGCCAAUCGCGACUGGCCAUACCAUCAUGAACGGUAUGAACUGCGGUACGGUGUCAUACACAGCCUGGGAAGUUCUACGGAAAGGAGUCGAUGCGUGUGUUGAGAUAGGGGAUUUGGAAGCUCAUCGCGACUUGCAAUACCUGCACAGUCAAGGCGUGAAGAAUGGGCCCUGCGGUGCGGCCCCGUUGAGCGCGCUGAGGAAGCUGGUUAAGAAGAACAAACUUGGAUUGGACGGUCGGUCCGUGGUGGUACUGUUUAGCACUGAAGGAGAUCGCGAGUAUGCGAUCCCAACAUGAUCUAGAGCAUCAUGCGGGGCCAUCCCGAUCCGUACGGGAUGGUUGGAUUUACGGGUGACGUGAAAAGGCUAGACGAAUGCUUAGGGAGUUUUGUCAGCUAGUAAAAUCUUUGCAAC